UUUGGGGUCAGUUUAGGGUACUCCAGGUGUGUGUCACCUGUCCCAGGUGUGUCUCACCUGUGUGUGCAGAUCACGAAGGUGAAGUACGUGGACAAGAUCCACAUCGGUCACUUUGAGAUCGACGCCUGGUAUUUCUCCCCGUUCCCGGAGGAUUACGGGAAGCAGCCCAAGCUCUGGAUCUGCGAGUUCUGCCUCAAGUACAUGAAGUUCGAGAGGACCUACCGCCUGCACCUGGGGCAGUGCCAGUGGCGGCAGCCGCCGGGGCGGGAGAUUUACCGCAAGAGCAACAUCUCCGUCUACGAGGUGGACGGGAAGGACCACAAGAUCUACUGCCAGAACCUGUGCCUGCUGGCCAAGCUCUUCCUGGACCACAAGACCCUUUACUUCGACGUGGAGCCCUUCGUGUUCUACCUGCUCACCGAGGUGGAUCGGCACGGGGCGCACAUCGUGGGAUACUUCUCCAAGGUGGGCACACCUGGGCCACACCUGGGGCACCUGGAUCAUCUCCAUGUCACCCCCU
Neopelma chrysocephalum (saffron-crested tyrant-manakin) is the source of this 520-nucleotide messenger RNA. RefSeq names its product histone acetyltransferase KAT8-like. NCBI's taxonomy places the organism in Eukaryota, Metazoa, Chordata, Aves, Passeriformes, Pipridae. The annotation marks the transcript as partial. The transcript is spliced from 3 exons. Gene Ontology annotation, molecular function: histone acetyltransferase activity. Gene Ontology annotation, biological process: regulation of DNA-templated transcription. The record is from RefSeq and is a predicted model, not a curated record.